GUUGACUGCAACCGUAUUGCAGCAAGCAGUUCAAUACGAUCGGUGUAAGCAUCUUUGAAGAAGAUAGGAAGAGAUGCCCCUUGUCGCUACGCCAGGCAGCGACCUUAAGCAUGAUGCAUCUGUCAUAGCAUUGCAUAUUACAUCAUAAGACUCUUAAAGUGCUCGCUAAGGAGUUGACCAAGUUGACUGCCGAUCUUGUUUAUACCACGAAAACGUUGACUCCAGUUAUGGGUUGAUCUCGCAACAAGAUGCCUCUUGAGUUACAGGAUGUUGAUUUCGCCGACGGCCCUGCCGUUCAGAAUGUAUAUAUCAGUGCCUUCUUCGACGACCGCAUGAAUCAAACUUUGUUCCCAGGCAUGUCAUUUGAUCAGUUGUUGGCCGGGGCCAUCUCACGCUGGCCACGUAUUAAUGGUGGUCUCGAGAGAAAGGUUUACAAGAAAGUCGUGGAUACUACUUCGAAUGAAGUUAUAGGCUAUUCGAUCUGGGGAUUCCAGAAUACUACAGCAGGUGAAAAACUAGCGAAGCCAAUCGGAUUGCCGGAAGGGUUUGUUCCAGAACGACCUGUUACGCCUGAAGGCUUGGAUGAUCCCUCUGCCGUUGAGUUUACGGACAAGUGUGCUGCGGUCAAAAAACGUGUCGUAGGAGAUCGGCCCGCCAUCAUCUUGAGAAUGCUAGGAACGCUACCUUCUCAUCGGUGUCGUGGAGCUGGUGGGCUGCACCUGGCUUGGGCUAAUGAGGUAGCUGACCGAGAAGGCUUGGUUUGUUUUACCGAAGCUUCGCCAGUGGCUCUUCCGCUCUACGAGAGCUUUGGCUAUAAGCGUGUUGAGAAUGGGGAUAUUGUAUCUCGCGUCAUCGACGGAGGAACUUACACUUACGCGGUCGUGAUUCGAGAACCACAGAACAAGUAGCUCAGGUCCAGCCGUGUGCUGCUGACUGAGUUAGGGACCAAGGCUAGCAAUAUAUCAUUUGUGGAUGCAGGCGCAGGGAAUAUGUGUUGUCGAUUUGUUCGAACCCGGAUUGGAUCAGCCAGGGGCAUAUACAUCGGUCAGUUACGUACAGGACAUUAGAAAGGUUGAGAGUAAUUUCCCGUAAACUUUGCUG
Molecule: messenger RNA, 1101 nt
Organism: Truncatella angustata
Lineage: Eukaryota; Fungi; Ascomycota; Sordariomycetes; Amphisphaeriales; Sporocadaceae
Exons: 4
Coding region: 249-908 (219 amino acids)
Source: RefSeq, a predicted model, not a curated record